Amphibalanus amphitrite is the source of this 1385-nucleotide messenger RNA. RefSeq lists its product as uncharacterized. The transcript has 4 exons. The record is from RefSeq and is a predicted model, not a curated record. Lineage: Eukaryota; Metazoa; Arthropoda; Thecostraca; Balanomorpha; Balanidae. The coding region runs from base 214 to 1035 and encodes 273 amino acids.
ACAAAUAAAUAAAGAGUUACUUAUUGACAAUUUGGCAAGCUAGAAAAUGCAGAAAAUGGGUCUGGUGGAAGCGGACUGCUGCAAAUAUUUAGGGACCACUCGACUAGCAGUAGUUAUUCGUCGAUAGUCUUGAAGUGCAAACGAUUGUCUUUACAAAAAUGUAGACAGACCCGCAGUUUGAAUUAUACAGUAGUUGAAUACCAGCAGUUCAAGAUGAAGCGAAGUGAUGUUUGUUUAACACUUUGCGCGCUAUGGAUACAGGCGCUAAUUCCACUGCCAGUAACAGAAGGCUUGUCAUGCUUUACCUGUAGCAGCAAGACCAACGAAGGCUGCAAGAACGAAGACCUGAAAAGUGGACACCGGAACAAUCUUUUCUCCGAAACAUGCCCCGGAACUGAUGCUGUUUGCAUCAAACAAUCUAUUGAAGUCAAACACUACUACGAGGAGCACUACAACCGGGCCGAGCUCAAGAAAUACUACACAGCGAUGGACGAGGCUGCCGAGUGUCAUGGAAUCGGACAUAAGCCUCACACCGCCGUAACCGGCGCCCCUGGCGACAACGAGACAAGCACUAGUUCAGACGACACCCACCAGGAUGUCACUGCUGCUCCGGACUCGGCGCCCGACUCCGGAGCUCCCGCCGCUGACGCUGGUGAUUCAGCUGGAGAGGACGGUGGCGAGGCGGCCCCGGCAGCAGGAGAUGCUGCGGCCGACCCAGCUGGAGAUGCUGCAGCUGCCCCUGCCGGACGACGGCGACGUGCUGUGGCUACCAACUGUCCGAAAUACCCGAAGGCGUUUCCGGAGCCGGAGGCUCUGGUGGAGCGGUCCGACCAGCGCUGGAUCUACUCGUGCGGCAACCGCUCCGAGUGGCACCACGUCAAGGUCGGUCACUGCCACCGGCACACCGAUGGCAUCCUGGAGGAAUCCAUCUGCAUCUGUGCUGAGGAUUUGUGCAACGGGGCCACGGCUCGGCAGGCCGUGCCGUUCCUGGUGCUGGCAGUGGCCCUGGUUCAUCUGCAGCGAAUGAUCGGCUGAGGGAACCAAGUGCCACUUCAGUGGAGAUAGGAAACGUCGUUGUGAUGCUUGGGACGGCGGCAGCAUUGCCUGAGGGUUGGGUAGGAGAUGGAGGGUCGGGUUGGCCAAGUUGGGUUAAUGGGGGAAUUAUAGGAUGAGGAUUGGUCUGUGUUGAUUUCCUUGGGAUUGAUAAAGAUGGACGUAGGCUGUGAACAAAAGCAAUGCUCGUCAACUUGAUGUUAGAGACAAAAUGUAGGUAGAGAGACGUCAGCAAUUUGAUGUCUAUAGGAAUCGGAAUGUGUUUUUAAACUGUGCAUGCUUUGACAUGGCAGGGAAAUAAAAUUGAAACACAAUAUAUGUUCAGCAUCCUG